AAAUGGCCCAUAAAUCUUGCUGCGACAAGGCGGGGCGACCUCUUGGUCAAGGAGUCCUCUUGGCCACGUCCACGUCCGGCUAUAAAUGGCAGCGGCACAUGCCUAACGGUAAUUAGUAGCCCACUCAAGUGACCAUCAUGCACAUCACAGUGAGUAAUCCGCAUAGGUUUUGUCUUCCCCGAUUCCCAAACGAAAUCCGCCAACAGGUUGUUGUUUGCCUCGUACUCACCUGGGGAAUAAGCCACAGUGAGGCGGCCACGACAAUCCUCCAUGGCAACGGCCAGCUGGCCAGUGCCGUUUCCCAUCAGAGCUUCAACAGAUUGUCGUCGGCGGAGCCACUAAUCCUCCAGUCCCACAAGCAGCUGGUCGCUCCUUCAGCGCGGAUUGUCAGCCAUCACAAAGCAGGGGAGCUGCGGGGGUUCUUUCCGGCGGCGGAGGAGGUGGAGGAGCAGCAUCCUCCCACCUCCGGUCAGACGCCCGCCCACCUCACCUACGCCGCCCAUCCGGUGGUCCACCAGAUGCUGCCGAGGAUUAAGCCCGUGCGAAACAUUAGCUUCGCCUCCCUGGUUCCAGGACCUCGCAGCCUGGCCACUUAUCGCCACUUGUAAUCAGUUCCUUCGCAACUAAU
Molecule: messenger RNA, 628 nt
Organism: Drosophila takahashii
Lineage: Eukaryota; Metazoa; Arthropoda; Insecta; Diptera; Drosophilidae
Source: RefSeq, a predicted model, not a curated record